This is a messenger RNA of Phaedon cochleariae (mustard beetle), 855 nucleotides long. NCBI's taxonomy places the organism in Eukaryota, Metazoa, Arthropoda, Insecta, Coleoptera, Chrysomelidae. The record is from the annotation of a GenBank genome assembly.
AUGGUGUAUCAUCCUGACAAAAAUCAAGGUGAUGAAGUAUCAGCUGAAAAAUUCAGAGAUAUCACAGAGGCAUAUGAAGUGUUAGGGAAUGUAAAAACUAGGAAAUUAUAUGAUAAGGGUCUCUAUUUUAGAACUGGUGCUACUACUACUACUGAUACAGAUAUAGUGGACAGAUUCCAUAAAUCACGGGAAACACGAUCUAGACCUCCACCUCCAACUGGUAGGACACCUAUUUAUGACUUUGAUGAAUGGUCAAAACACCAUUAUGGUUCCACCUUUCAACAGCAGAUGAUUAAUAGAAGGAGAGCACAGACAUACAAAAUGUCAAGACAGCAGGAACAAAAUGAUAUGAAAAUGGAAAAAAUGUUGUUCGUAUUUGUAGCAAUAUUAUUUAUAUGUACAGUUUACAAUAGCUCUGGAAAUAAUCGGUCUCCCCAGUUUACAAAACGACCAAAUGGAAAACUAACAGCAAGUGAUGAGAACCGCCUGAAUGAAGAAGUGGAAUUACUGAAGCCAAAAGCCUGCAGACAUAUCAUACUCAUCCGGCAUGGACAAUAUAAUUUGAAUGGAUCAACAGAUGAAGAAAGGGUUUUAACAAAGUUAGGAAGAACUCAAGCUGAAUAUACUGGGAAGAGAUUGAAAGAAUUGGAUCUACCUUAUACUAACAUGGUCAAAUCAACCAUGUCAAGAGCACAAGAAACUGGUUCAAUUAUAUCAGAUUUUCUGCCAAAUGUUCCUGUAACAAAUUGUGAUUUCUUGAGAGAAGGUGCUCCAAUUCCUCCAGAACCUCCAUUAGGUGGAUGGAGACCAGAGAAACAUGUAAGCUACCAUGAGAGUGCACUAAUAAUAUCAUAG